AUCCUCCGCCCACUCCUAAAGUACUCCAAAGGAGGAUAAGAAGAACAGGAAAGGAGAGGAGAGGCCGGCGGCUGAAAUGGAGACCUCCCGCCUCAUACCCACGCCUUCUUUCCCCUCUCACCGCCUCCUCUUCUCCCCCUCCGCCCCGUCCUCCUCCCCUUUCCGUCUCCUCCCCCGCCUACCCCCCCGCCACUUCCGCCGCCAUGGCCGCUGCCGCCUCUCCCUCCCGCGCUGUUCCGUCUCGGCCGACGCCGCCGCCGCCUCUGCUCCAGAGGCCUCCCCCGCCGUUGAUCCAUCUGUCUUUGGCGGCCCCAAGGAGCUUUCCGGCCCUCAGGCGCUCGUCUGCGCCCUGCCUCCCCCGGCGAGAAUGGCGUCCUCCGCCGUCCUCGCCGCCGCCGCUAUGGCCGCCGGCUUCGGUCUAGGGCUUCGUGUUGGCGGCUCUAAGGUUGCAGGGAUAGGGGGUGCGGCUGUUCUUGGAGUGGCGGGUGGUGCCGCGGUGUAUGCCCUCAAUUCAAAGGUUCCGGAGGUUGCAGCGAUCAGUCUGCACAAUCUUGUCGCUGGUUAUGAUGAUCCGACGGAACUGAGGAAGGAUGAAGUCGCAGCCAUCGUGGAGAAAUACGGUGUCAGUAAACAAGAUGAUGCCUUUAAAGCAGAGCUCUGUGACUUGUACAGUAGGUUUGUGUCUUCAGUUCUUCCACCUGGGAGUGAAAAUCUCAAGGGUUACGAAGUUGAGAUGAUAAUUAGGUUUAAAGAAGCUCUUGGCAUUGAUGAUCCAGAUGCUGCCUCAGUUCAUGUAGAGAUUGGUAGGCAUAUUUAUAGGCAAAGGUUGGAAACAGGAGAUCGUGAAGCUGACAUAGAGCAACGUAGGGCAUUUCAGAAACUCAUAUAUGUUUCAACACUUGUAUUUGGAGAAGCAUCCAAGUUCCUUUUGCCUUGGAAGCGACUUUUUAAUGUUACUGAUUCUCAGAUUGAAAUUGCUAUACGGGACAAUGCUCAAAAAUUGUAUGCUUCAAAGCUAAAGUUAAUUGGACGAGAUAUUGAAGUGAAGCAACUUAUUGAACUUAGAGAAUCACAACUUCUAUAUAGACUUUCUGAUCAGAUUGCUGGUGAAAUGUUUAGGGAGCACACAAGAGAGUUGGUUGAAGAAAAUAUUUCAUCCGCACUUUCAAUUUUAAAGUCUCGGGGAAAGACAAGCAUGGGGACACUGCAAGUUAUUGAGGAACUCGAGAAGGUUUUGGCAUUCAACAAUCUUCUUACUUCUCUAAGCAAGCAUUCUGAUAGUGGUCAGUUCGCACAGGGUGUUGGACCUGUUUCUUUAAUAGGCGGGGAGUUUGAUGGUGAUAGAAAGAUUGAGGACUUAAAGUUACUUUAUAGAACUUAUGCAGAAGAAUCUUUUUCAAGUGGAUGUCUUCAAGAAGAAAAGCUUACAGCUUUGAGCCAGUUGAGAAAUAUAUUUGGUCUUGGGAAACGUGAGGCAGAAAACAUCAUGCUGGAUGUAACAUCGAGGGUCUACCGCCGGCGGCUUUCUCGAGCAUUUUCUGGUGGUGAUUUGGAUGCAGCUCCUAGCAAGGCUGCAUUCCUUCAAAACCUUUGUGAAGAAUUACAUUUUGAUCCAAAUAUAGCUAGCAAGAUUCAUGAAGAAAUUUACAGGCAAAAACUUCGGCAGUUUGUAGAAGAUGGGGAAUUGAGUGAGGAGGAAGUUGCUUCUUUACAACGCUACAGAGUUCUUCUUUGCAUUCAUCACGAAACCAUUGAUGCAGCACAUGCUGAUAUAUGUGGUCGCUUGUUUGAGAAGGUUGUUAAAGAUGCAAUUGCAUCAGGUGUUGAGGGUUAUGAUGCUGAAGUUAGAAACUCUGUAAGGAAGGCUUCUAAAGGCUUGCGGCUUACAACGGAUGCAGCCAUGGCCAUUGCUAACAAGGCAGUUCGUAGAGUUUUCAUGACUUAUAUACAACGAUCCAAAGGGGCAGGGAACCGUACUGAAGCUGCAAGAGAGCUGAAAAAAAUGAUAGCAUUCAACGCAUUGGUUGUCACAGAAUUGAUUUCUGAUAUUAAAGGAGAGCCUGCUGCUCCAGCUGAACCUAUUGAUGUUGAUUCUAAACAAAUAGAUGAGGAAGAUGAAUGGGAAUCUCUGCAGACACUGAGAAAGACACAUCCGAACAAAGAGCUGGAAGCAAAGCUGACCAAGCCAGCUCAGACAGAAAUAACCCUCAAGGAUGACCUCCCUGAGAGAGACAGGGCUGAGAUUUACAGGACCUACUUGCUCUUUUGCAUUACCGGGGAGGUUACAACAGUUCCAUUUGGAGCUCAAAUUGCUACAAAAAAAGACAAUUCAGAAUUUUUGCUGCUAAAUCAGCUUGGACGAAUACUAGGAAUGACUGGUAAAGAGAUAGUGGAAGUCCACAGGAACUUUGCUGAACAAGCAUUCAUGAAACAGGCUGAGGUUAUUCUAGCUGAUGGCCAGCUAACUAAAGCCAGAAUCGAGCAGCUCAAUGAGGUUCAGAAGCAGGUGGGACUGCCUGCAGAAUAUGCACAAAAAGUUAUUAAGAAUAUAACCACAACCAAGAUGGCAGCUGCAAUCGAAACUGCUGUGAGUCAAGGGAGGAUUGGUAUUCAACAGGUCCGAGAGCUAAAAGAGGCUAAUAUUGAUCUAGAUAGCAUGAUCUCAGAACGCUUGCGGGAAAGCCUCUUUAGGAAAACGGUGGAGGAGAUCUUUUCAUCAGGCACUGGUGUAUUUAAUGAAGCCGAGGUGUAUGAAAAGAUUCCAUCAGAUCUUAGCAUCGAUGCUGAUAAGGCAAAAGGGGUUGUUAAGGAGCUCGCCAAGACUAGGCUAUCAAACUCAUUGGUUCAAGCUGUUGCAUUACUUCGGCAGAGGAAUCGAGAUGGAGUGAUUUCAUCUCUCAACGACAUGCUUGCCUGUGACAUGGCGGUCCCUGCUGAACCCUUGUCGUGGUCCUCACCGGAAGAGCUCGCAGACUUGUACUGCAUAUACCUCAAGAGUAUCCCGAAGCCAGAGAAACUCACUCGGCUCCAGCACUUGCUUGGCAUCAGUGAUUCAACUGCUGCCAUACUUCGGGAUACAGCAGAGCGAGGAGCACUUCCAGUCGGAGAUGAAGAAGAGGAAUUUGUAUUUUAAAACUUGUGCACAAUUUUACAAGCUUAAAGUUUGGUGGUUGCAGAUUUUACCCCGAGUAUUUGAUUCUAUCGGUAAAUUUUGACAUCUUUACUGAAGGUUUGUAUGCUUGCUGAGCGCUGGACUACAUGCUUGCAAAUGUACAAGAAGAUUGUACAGCUUAGUAACUUUUUACAGCCAUCCUUGGAUUCAGUCGGUUUUAUUACAUUUUUCCUUGGUGAUAUUUGUUUAGGGAUGAGAACCUUGAAAGCAAUAGUUGUGACUAAUAAAAGUAUACAAACUUAGUCCGUCUGUAGUGUGCUCAGCUGUGAUCCAAAUGUAGUUCGCAUUCAUAUGAAUGAAACAUUAAGUUUACU
Messenger RNA from Musa acuminata subsp. malaccensis (wild Malaysian banana), 3486 nucleotides. Its product is annotated as protein TIC110, chloroplastic. Gene Ontology annotation, biological process: protein import into chloroplast stroma. Gene Ontology annotation, cellular component: TOC-TIC supercomplex I. The record is from RefSeq and is a predicted model, not a curated record. Lineage: Eukaryota; Viridiplantae; Streptophyta; Magnoliopsida; Zingiberales; Musaceae.